AUGUCCGAUAACGAUAAGGAUACGAGGGAAGAUAAAGCUAGGGAUGAGGGGCAGGCGAAACUUGGUGGGGGGCCAGCGAAACUUGAUGGGGGGCCAGCGAAACUUGAUGGGGAGCCAGCGAAACUUGAUGGGGAGCCGGCGAAACUUGACGAGAGGCCCCCGGAGGAGACCCCAGAAGAACUCCAAGAGGUUUCUCAGCCUCUCCGCAAGAAGCCAAAGCGAACAAAGACAUUUAACGGUUGUUAUACAUGUCGAAGAAGGAAAAUAGCAUGCGACUUGGGAAGACCCACCUGUAUGAAGUGUCGAAAGAGUGGUUACGUGUGUGAGGGAUAUGAUGUUAAGCUCAGAUGGUCUCAGCCAAUCAAAUUUGACAAAUACGGCAGUCAGUUACCUGGGAUCUUCAACCAGGAAACGAAAUAUUGCCAACGCCGGGCCAUUGCAUUUGUCAAGUAUUCGGAUAAAGAUGCCUACCAUCUAUAUGAUGAGAUGGAUCGUGAUUUGGCCUCUCUUCACAACAGGCACAUGCCGGACAUGGCCAAUUUCACUGUGAUCACGGGUCAUUUUGGGGUGUUUCGUGGUGAGCCAUAUAGGGGAAAGAAAAUGUCUCGAGCUGUCACUGUAGAGACAGUUCCCCGUUCUCGUUCUGCAUCACGUGCUUCUCUUAGGACACCAGCCACACCUUCAUCUGUGGCGAGUGCAUCUUCUACAGCCAACGGCUCUUCUCUGAUGAUGUCCGAAAGUGAUUCUAUACGGCAGAAUCGGCAGAUUCAACAGGCCCAGCAUCCUCAGCCGCGUCUAGGUGCUUCCUACUUUCCUGCCGUGGUUUCCGGAAGCUACCAGACUCAAGGAAGCUUGGAAAGGGCUGGAAAUCCUGGUAACGAGUGGCUCAGUACGGAGCUUUUGGAUGCUGCUCUUCUCACGGCUUCGGCCAUCAAUGGAGAUACACAUUUCCUUGAUAUGUUCAAGCCUGAUGAUCUAGACGGAGUCUAUGGCGGUGUAAAUUCCACAACGGCCAAUUCUAAUGUUAAUACGUCAUCAUCUCUGCUUGCUCCAGGCCAGGGAAGCUUUGUUACUCCGAGAUCCGGCGCUAUGUCUGCCAUGGCUGCUAACAUGGGUGGUGCAGGUGGUGUAGGCGGUGCAGGUGGUGCAGGUGGCUUUACUAAUGCUGAUAAUACAAACCCCAGCGGAGCCACUGGCCCCACUGGCAUUACAGAUGCAUACGACACUGUCUCAGAUAAUAUGCUUCAUCUUCUUUUCCAAGGCCGUGAUACAAACAGACCGGAUGAGGAUGCAAUAAGCGAAUCAACUACACACAGUAAUGGCACCUCUACGCUGAUAGGAGCCAAUGAAAGCACAACUCCAGCGGAUGCCACUAAUACAAAUAACAAGUUUUCCCGCUCAGACAAGCCGAUUUCCAACAAUCUCAUAGGCAUCCACGCAGGAAACGGUGCGAAGAUGCCCAAGACCAUCAUGGAGAUCCUGAGCACUACUCCAUUACCUAAAUCUCUUGCUAUAGACCAGUUUGGAAUUCCUACAACAUCAUUAAAUGUCCAUCCAAUGACCAGAUACUUGCUUAACUACUAUAUCGAAGAUGUGGCUGACAUGAUGACGGUGAUCCCACUUCCCAAAAACCCCUGGAAGUUUAUAUAUUUUCCACGGGCUCUCAUGGCUGUAGGAGAGCUCUCUGCGUUGGGCCGAACUUCCAACGCAAGAAACGGCCUACUUAAUGCUCUUUUGGCUGUUUCUGCGUUCAAUUUGCAAAGUAAAUUUGUUCGAGGCUCAGAUGAAAUGAAAUACUAUGUGAAUUUGGGUAUCCAGUUGCGUCAGCAGGCUACCAACUUCCUCAAUAAGUGUCUCCAAGAAGACGUUCUUAGACAGAAGUACAAGGACGUUCUUGUAGCCGUUCUUUCUAUGGUCACCAUUGAUGUUGUUUGGGGUACCAUGUCCGCUUGCAAGAUUCAUUUGGAUCAUUGUGAGAAGAUCAUCGAAAAGAAGAUGAAGGUGAAGAAGAAGCUUUCUUCCAAAGCCAUAAUACUUCAUAGAAUCUUUUCUUCUUUGAAGUUGAUCCAGGACUCCACCUGUAUCGACAACAUUUCUCUGAAUGAGAUUUUCUUAAACGAGAAGAACUACAAGAGCUUCCUCAUGGGUGCCAAGCCGACGCCAGAACAACUUGAGAAAUACUUCAACAACCAUUUCAGGGACAUGUUUAGGGGAAGUAGGCUUCGUCGGUUAUUUGCAAGGUCCAUUCAUGGUCGAAAAGAAAAGAGAGGAGAGUCGUCGUCUCUAUCAGCAUCAGCGUCGUCGUUUGAUGAUGUAUUCAAGCAGAAAUCACCUUCAACUUCUCCUGUGUCUGUUCGAAGAGGAACUUACAAUGAACGCAUUGCCGAUAAUGGUAAAGUGAGAAUUGAGUACAUUAUGAAUAACGAAGAGGAUAUGGAUACCGUGGGAAGUCAUAGGACUCGAGACGAUUCAUCCACGAUGGACAAGGGAAUUCCUGCAUUCAUCGAUAUCACUCGAUCGAGCUUUCAGCCGUCUAAGAAUAAGUUAGAUGAUAAGGUAGUUUCUUCAGAUGCUAUCUAUGGAUUGCCAAACUCUCUUAUUCUUAUGUUCAGUGAGGUGGUUCAUUUAGCCAAGUUUAAGCGGUAUCGUAGUGAAAAUAAGCUUGAUAUGCCACUUUUCUUCAAUGAAUUGGCUGCUCAGCUCGAAUUCAAGCUUCUUACGUGGAAAUUGGAGUGGAAAUUGACCAAAUAUGACGAUAUUAAGCGGGAAAAGAAUAAGUCAGGUUCAGACUCUGAUACAGACUCUGAUACGGAAGCUGAGGCUGAGACUGAGGCUGAGACAGAGACAGGAGCAGAGACAGGAGCAGAAACUGAAGGCUCCAAGCAUCAUAAAAACUUCAUCUCACCAAGACAUGAAGGAAUAUAUCAUCAUGUGAUGUCGUUCUAUUACGGGCUUAUUAUAUAUUUUUACCGUUUUGUCGAGGACGUUAAUCCGAUGUAUCUGCAGGACCGCAUCGAAAAGGUGUUACAUCAUUUGAAUGCGAUUCAGGACAUCCUCGAAAAACAUCCGGAAACUUCCUACAUUAUCCCGUUAUUCUGGCAGGGGUUUAUCGCUGGAAGUGAAGCUAUGACCCUGUAUCUACAAAACGGAUUUAAUCUCUGGGGACAGCAUAUAGCACAGACAGGUAUAGGAACCUACUGGAACGCUAGGCAGAUUAUGCUGGAGAUCUGGCGACGCAAGAAUCACAAUGUGAAGAACAGCUCGUGGGUAGAUGUUCUGCGGGAUUGGAAGACGAAUGUUAUGUUGACGUAG
Brettanomyces nanus is the source of this 3312-nucleotide messenger RNA. RefSeq lists its product as uncharacterized. NCBI's taxonomy places the organism in Eukaryota, Fungi, Ascomycota, Pichiomycetes, Pichiales, Pichiaceae. Gene Ontology annotation, molecular function: DNA-binding transcription factor activity, RNA polymerase II-specific; zinc ion binding. The coding region runs from base 1 to 3312 and encodes 1103 amino acids. The transcript has a single exon. The record is from RefSeq and is a predicted model, not a curated record. Gene Ontology annotation, biological process: regulation of DNA-templated transcription.